AUGAUUUUGCUUAUGUUUUCUUGUACAGAUGAAAGCUCAACGCCAUCUAUUAUUACCUCAACUAACACAUUAGAUUUAACUAAUACAUUUAGCAAUACAGAUCUUUCUACAGCAUAUUCAUCAUCUCCCACAUCAUCAGAUAAUCUAGGCACACAAUCAACAACAGUAGUAUUAACAACAUCACAAACCACGACAGAAGAUACUAUAGAAUCAACAACAGAUUUUCAAUCAACAACCUCAUCUGCUUCCGUAAUGACUACAGACGUCCAAUCAACAACAUCCCCUUCAGUAUCUAGCACUGCACAGACAUCAUCCGAAUCUUCUUCUUCAACUUCCACUGUAUCAGUUUCCACUGUAGAAUCGACCACAGAGUCCCAAACAACUACCAUUCUAUCAGUUGACACUACACAGAUGUCAACAGAAUCUCCGUCACCAACUUCCACUUUACUAGAUAUCACUGCACAGUCGACCACAGAUUUACCACUAUCAACUUCCACUGUUGACACUUCACAGAUGUCAACAUAUUCCUCAACACCAACUUUGUCAGUUGAAACUACACAGUCCUCGACAGAAUCCCCAUCAACAUCUUCCACUUUAGCAAUUGACACUACACAGGCAUUAACAGAAUCCCAAACAACAACUUCAACUUUAACAGUUGACACAACGAUGACAUCAACAGAAUCACCAUCAACAACUUCAACUUUAUCGGUUGACACUACACAAACGUCUUCAGAAUCCAAAACAACAACUUCCACUUCAACAGUUGACACUACACAAACUUCAACCGAAUCCCAGUCAACAACUUCCACUUCAACAGUUGACAUUACAAUGGUUUCAACAGAACCCCCAACAACAACAUCCACUUCGUCAGUUUAUUCUACAGAGACUUCAACAGGUCCCCCAUCAACGGCCUCAACUUUAUCAGUUGACGCUUCACAGACUUCAUCGGAAUCUUCUUCACCAGCCUCAACUUUAUCAGUUAUCACUGCACAAUCGACCACAGAGUCCCCAUCACCAACUUCCACUUCAUCAGCUGACACUUCACAGACUACCACAUACUCCCAUGUACCGACGUCUACUUCUGUUAUCACUGCACAAUCGACCACAGAAUUCCCAUCAACAACGUCCACUUUAUCAGGUAACACCUCACAAAUGACCACAGAAUUACCAUCAACAACUUCUAUUCCAUCAUUCAACAUGACAAGUUCCACGAAAGAACGCUCAUCAACAAUAUCCACACAUUCAGUUAUUAUAUCACAAUCAACAACAGAAUCAACAAUUUCUUAUCAGUCAGAUAUCACAAAACAGUCUUCAACAGAAUUCCCAUCCACAACAUCUACUACAUUAAAUAUCAAAUCACAGUCAACAACAGAAUUCCCAUCAACAAGUUCAUUUAUAUCAGAUAUAACUACACAGUUGACACAAUGGUCUCAAUCAACAACCAACUCUUCAUCAGAUAUCACUUCUUCAGUAUCCGAAAUAACAAUGUCCACUUCAUCACUUGACACUUCACAGUCAACAACACAUUUAAUCACAACAUCAACAACUUUCACUCCAUCUGAUAUGACUAUAAAUUUAACAAAAGAGCCUUCAUCAACAACUUCCAUGCACUCAAUAAUCACUUCACAGCAAACCACAGAAUCCCCAUCAACAAUUUCCCUUCAGUCUGAUGUAACUGCAGACUUAACACAUUCCUCAUCUACAGCUAACACACAUUCCGAUAUCACUACUCAUUCGACAACAGAAUCCCCAUCACUAUCUUCCACAACAUCACCUCAUAUAGGUUCACCAUAUACUCAGCCAGAUUUGCUGUCUACGUCAAUAUCUACAGAAGCUUCAACGAUGAACAGUCAAUCGACAUCAAAUAACAUAUCUUCAACAGAAAACACACAUACUUUCGUAACCUCGGAGGAAAAAUCAACAUCUUCUCAUAGUACAUCCACAAAAUACACUUCGGCAUUUAUAAAUUCUACAACAGAUAUCCCUUAUCAUACAACUACACAACCAGACCAUGAAUCAUCGUCAACAGAACCUAUAAUAAACGAUACAUCGUCUUCAACAAUUCAUGCAACAGAUACAACAGGUCAUACAUUUCCGUCAUCUGGUAUUUACUCAACGGUAGACACACAAACGGGUUUCACAACAACAACGGUACUCCCAAUAUCCCUGGAAUAUGCAACAGUGUCGACAGAGAAUUCAAUAUCUUCAACAGAAAACCCACCAACAAUUGAAUAUGCGUCAAUGUCGACAAGGAAAACAUCGACAUUUAGUUCCACAUUUAAUGAAUACAUGUCUUCCUCAUCACACCCCCCAUCAAGUACAUCUUCCAGUCAGUCAGAUGCAAAUCUUGCAAGUCUUUCAUCCACAAACAGUAUCAUGGUAUCAACAAUCUCCCCUAUUAGUGAUAUGACAAAUACUAACACAACGUACAAGGAACAAACAACAACGACAGGACAAACGUCAUCAUCAACGGAAACUAGCACAUCUCAGCAACAGACUGACAUGGCGACUUACACGGAUAUAUCUGCAAAAACAAAAUCAACAACUUCAGAAGAACAUACAACUAAUGACGUACAUUCCUCGCAGGACACAUCUACCCCAGUGCUUGAUGUAACAGCGACAUCAUUUGUGAUGCUCUCAACUAAGGACCCAGUAACUUCGGAUCAACAACCAACUACAACAAUAAGUGAAGAGACUUCACAAUACACAAGUCCCGUCGAUCAAAACUCAAUAUCAAUGCAAACACAUACAGCACAAUACACAACCUCAUCUGAACGAAAAGCAACUACAAAAUUACACUUAGGUACAACACAGUUAGAUACAAUAUCUAGCCUUGGUGAUGUCAGUCCUACAGGUAAAAGUUGUCUGCCUUCGAUCUCCACCUGUGUCGUAGAUAUGACACAAUAUGAGUGUACUUGGCAUGUUCGUUUGCUACUACCAAAUCACCUUUUGUUUGUUUUAUAA
Saccostrea cuccullata (small rock oyster) is the source of this 2964-nucleotide messenger RNA. RefSeq names its product mucin-2-like. The transcript has a single exon. Lineage: Eukaryota; Metazoa; Mollusca; Bivalvia; Ostreida; Ostreidae. The record is from RefSeq and is a predicted model, not a curated record. The coding region runs from base 1 to 2964 and encodes 987 amino acids.